AUGCUUGUAAAAGCUCUAGCUCGACACCGCACUCCGGUGUCGUUCCUUUCUGUACGCGUACCGGUAGGGUUAGCUAGUGUCCAUUCUAAGGGAAAACAACCGGGGAAGAUGCCAUCAAAGAUAACUUUUGAAACCGAAGACAUCGGGAAGGAAGGUGAAAUGGACAUUAGUUCGGGCAGUACGACACCCAAAGUAAGUAAAAUGGAACACAAAUAGCUGGUUGUUAACGUUUGCUAAAUAGCCGAAACUGAACAAAACCCGCUGGCUAGCCCCGCCAUUCUGCUAGCUAGCUAGCUAGCUAGUGACAUUCUACAUCCGCGUGGUAGCUAAUGGUAUAUCAUGUCGUCACAAAUGUCAUAGUGUUGAUAUUGUAUUGCCAUUAUGCUAGAGGCAAGCUGUACGGAAAAAUAUAAGUAGAGAUUUAAAGAACUGUCAAUCUUUGGAGAAAAUAACAAGCUAACGCCACAUGGCAUGGUCAUUGCUACUAGCGUGCAGCCUCGUGCACAUGACACGUGGUCAGCUGAUCUGCAAAACAGAAGGAUCACCUUGCCACCAUGGACUCGGGGACAGGCACAGCCCAUGGACUCGGGGACAGGCACAGCCUAUGGACUCGGGGACAGGCACAGCCCAUGGACUCGGGGACAGGCACAGCCCAUGGACUCGGGGACAGGCACAGCCUAUGGACUCGGGGACAGGCACAGCCUAUGGACUCGGGGACAGGCACAGCCUAUGGACUCGGGGACAGGCACAGCCUAUGAAUUUGUGCAGCGUACAGCACUUGAUGACGUUGCUCGACAUGUUUCAAUUCUAACUAGCUGAUUAGCAACAAUUUAUGCAAUACUGUGUGUCAAUGUAUCCAUCUAUCUUUCUAACUCUGUUAUGUGGUUGGUCUAUGUAUGAACUGCACAUAGAUAAUAAAUAUAGCUAUACAUUGAACUAGCUUGCAACUAUUCAUUCCCCUUACAAAUGUGUGGUGCACGAUGUUAAUGUGUGGUGCACUAUGUUUGGUUGGUAGAAAAUAAAGGAGAAGAAGACCAAGGAGGGAAAGAAAAUCAAGAAACAGAAAACGGUUGUUGAAGAGGAACCUGACUGUGAACCUCCUGCUCCCAAGAAGAAGAAGAAGAAGAAGAAGAACAAGCAAGAAGAAGUGGAGAAAGCAAACGGGGAGGUGAACAAAUCAAUUGAUGUUAAUGGCAACAUAGAAGAAUCACCUUUGAAGGACAACACAUCUCAUUCCAAUGAGGAGUCUGCAGACAAUGACAAAGAAACCGAGGUUACUUAUAUUAUAUUGUUUUGAUAAAACAUGCCUACACUCAGUACUGCGUUACAACGGAUAUGUAUUGAUUUGUUUUGACAUCUGUUUAUCAAAUACAUUGUUUAUUUUAGCUGGUGUUAAGAUGGGAAUGAAUAUAAUCAUUUCAUAAUCAGACCUUUUGAAACUAGCUAGGUCAAUAGAAUAAAUGUUAAUCAGCAUGGCAAGGCAUCUUUUUACCAUGUCCCGUUCUGCCAUUGCCAACAGAAGAAGAAGAAGAAGAAGAAAAAUAAAAAAAAGACAGAAGAAGAAGUCGUCGUCAAUGGAGUGUUGCCUGAGACUCCCAAGCUGAUCGCACAAACCAAUGGGCAUACCGCGGCGACAACUCCAGGACAAUCAAGCGAGGACUCAGACAGUGGAAAAGAAACCGUGAGUCUUUCCAGUGAUGUUCUGAUUCAUCAGUGAAGUGGUUUGUGGAAAAACUAUUUAUAGGACUUUAAGAACAUAGUCAGUCUGUUGCUUUCUGUUUGCAUGCCAUUAGGAGACACCAGAACAGAAAGAGGGAUCCUUCUCUAACUUCAGAAUCUCCCCCAACACCAUUAAACUACUUCAAGGUAUUUUUUUCUUCUUUGUCAAUUUUCAUGCAACUAAAAUGCUUUUUGAGUUGAGUUACCCAUUUUUAAAGGUGCAGUCUGUUAUUUGGUAAAAACAACUUACCAAGUGUAUUAGGGCUACCUACAUUUUAACUGUCUCAUUUCCCUCAAGCAAGAGGCAUAUCUUACCUCUUUGACAUCCAAACCCAAACCUUCAAUUCUGUGUACGAGGGAAAAGAUGUGAUUGGCCAGGCAAGAACAGGCACUGGUAAAACGUUAGCUUUUGCCAUUCCGCUGAUCGAGAAACUCCAAAAUGACCCCGAUGACAAGAGGAGGGGCAGAGCCCCAAAGGUAGGUCUGCUGCAGAUACUGCCAUCAGAUAUUCGGCAUGUGCUGUUAGUGCUAAGAUAUUGUCAAUUAGCUACAUUAUAUAGUCUUGUGGAGCAUGUAUAAUUUUUUGACCAAAAUUCUUAUGGAAUGCUUGAUGUUUUUUUCCCAUCAUUAACCGUGUCCACUUCAUUAGGUUCUGUGCCUUACUCCAACCAGAGAAUUGGCAAUUCAAGUAUCCAAGGAUUUCAAGGAGAUGACAAAUAAACUGUCUGUUACCUGUUUCUAUGGUGGGAGCUCCUACAAUCCCCAACGUGAGUUUUAUUCCUGUUUCUUACUUUUUCAAUUUAACAUUCUCUAGUUGUGCACAAUUUGGCUUCAUUGUAAAGUGCCUGUUAUUUAUUUGUGAAAAGUGAUGCUGUAAAUUGCAUAUACGGUUAAGCUGAUAAUAUUUGUGGGAAAUCAUUUCGAUCUGUUUUCUCUCAGUUGACGCAAUCCGCAGUGGCAUCGAUGUCCUAGUGGGAACUCCAGGUCGUAUCAAGGACCAUCUACAGAAUAACAAACUUGACCUGUCUCAAUUGAAGCACGUUGUAUUAGAUGAAGUCGACCAAAUGCUUGAUAUGGGCUUUGCAGAACAGGUGGAGGAGAUACUUUCUGCAUCUUACCAAAAAGGUAACGAGACAUUUUCAUAUGGGAUUGAUUGAAUUAGGUAGAUUUACUAUAGAUUUGCCUUGGGUUGGAUGGGAGGCCAAGAACGUAUGUCUUAACGUUAGUACUGGAUCAGAAGAGGGUAAGUGCACAUAACUGAUCCAAUGUUUCUUUGUGGGCAGGCUCUGAGACCAACCCCCAGACCCUGCUCUUCUCUGCCACAUGCCCAGCAUGGGUGUAUGAUGUGGCGAAGAGGUACAUGAGGCCAACCUAUGCGCAUGUUGACCUCAUUGGCAAAAAGACCCAGAAAACUGCCACCACAGUGGAGGUAAGAUAUACAAACUAUUUUAUUAUGCUUUCAACAAGUGAUGGUUAAUUUUGAUUGACAAUGGUUUCCACUUUGGUUUACAUUUUUCUCACACUUCAGAUUAAUUCAGAUUGUAUUUUUCAUCUUUGAAAUUGUACAUUUUAGAAACCAAAUGUAUAAUUUGACGUUUUCUAUAGAGUAACAUAAAGCCAUCAGGUUGCCAUUAAUACAUGUCCAUAAUAGGGCCACGAUACUUAAGAAAUACACAUUUUACAUUUACACAGCAAGUUUCUUUCACAUCAUACUUGCUGAAGCAGUUUCUUCUGACUAAAGCUACUGUAGCCUUUUAACACAUAUUUUUGUAUCCCCAGACUCAUACUAUUGUAGUCUCUACUUGGCUGUAAUCCAGCGAUAAAGAUCAAGUGUGUCUUACCUUGAAGUUACUUUGCACUACAAAUCAUUUUAGGCUCUUCUGAUGCUCACACGCAAACCAGUUAACACAUAGCAGAGAUAUUUAGCAGCUUUCCCCAUAUUUAGCCCUCCCCAUAUUUUAUUAUUAUUAUAAUACAUGCCAUUUAGCAGAUGCUUUUAUCCAAAGUGACUUAGCCAUGCGUGCAUACUUUUUACGUAUUAUGUGGUUCAAACUGGUAAAAGACCACGCAAUACCGAAUUGGCUGUCAUUUCAAAAUGUUUCUCAUUUUGUAAUGUGUAGUUCACUCAGGCCUACUUAACAUAGUUGUUUUCACACUGACCAGCACUUUUUAUUAAGUCCUCUCCGUCUCUUCCUCCCCACCCAGCACCUUGCCAUAGCAUGUCACUGGUCCCAGAGGGCUGCAGUCAUUGGGGAUGUGGUGCAGGUGUACAGCGGGAGCCACGGCCGCACCAUCGUCUUCUGUGAGACCAAGAAGGAUGCCAACGAGCUGUCAAUGAAUGCCUCCAUAAAACAGGUACCAGAAACCUGCCAGAGCGUUGAUUGUUCGUUUUAAUUAUUUUGUCACACAGUGAACACUGAAAAUUUAGUGAGGUAGAACAUUGAUAGAAGGAUCAACCUGGAAGGUUUGACUGAUGGACGUAAAUGACAUUGAAAGUCAAGUGAGGUAGUUGACUGUAUUUCUAAUGGGUUCAUUGGCUUAUUCAUUCUCGGGCCUGAUUGUGAUGAAUGUUGAAUGUUGCAGAGUUCCCAGUCACUUCAUGGGGACAUUCCUCAGAAGCAGAGGGAGAUCACACUGAAAGGCUUCAGAAGUGGCACCUUCGAGGUCUUAGUGGCCACCAACGUUGCUGCCCGUGGGUUGGACAUCCCAGAGGUAGACCUGGUUGUGCAGUGCUCACCCCCAAAGGUAGAUGAAUACUGUGAUAAUACCACGUUAGAUGCUCUUAUACAUGUGUAGUAACACUGUAAUUGAUCUAGCAACAACAACAAUGUAUUAACGUGAACGCUUCGUUGUCCCUCUACCAGGAUGUGGAGUCCUACAUUCACCGGUCAGGUCGAACUGGUCGGGCUGGCAGGACUGGCGUCUGCAUCUGUUUCUACCAACGCAAAGAGGAAGACCAGCUCCGAUACGUAGAGCAGAAAGCAGGCAUUACAUUUAAGCGAGUUGGAGUGCCCACUGCCAAUGACAUCAUCAAAUCCUCCAGUAAAGAUGCAGUGAGGUUUUUAGACUCUGUGCCUCCCCAAGCCAUUGAGUACUUCCGUGUGUCUGCUACCAAGCUGAUUGAGGAGCGUGGGGCCGUGGAGGCCCUGUCUGCCGCCCUGGCACACAUAUCAGGAGCCACUGCCCUGGAGCAAAGAUCCCUCCUCAACUCUGACGCUGUGAGUGUAGACCCUACUAGCUCAGUCUACAUGUAGCAAUAUAAUAAUGAAGGACAUGUCAACAUGUGUAAAUGCCCUGAACUGUUUAAAAUGCAUCUUUAACUUGUAUUUCAUGUUUUGUUAUUCAAUCCAUCCAGGGCUACACCACAAUGACAAUGAACUGCUCCCAGGAGCUGCACAACAUUGGCUGCGCCUGGCGUGGUCUGAAGGAGCAGCUGGGAGAGGAGAUUGACAACAUGAUCCGGGGGAUGACCUUCCUCAAGGGCAAAAUGGUACGUUUGUCAUUCAAUGUGCCUCUGUUUUCACCUUUUGAAAUAAAACCAUCCUCCUUCACUGUUUUGUACUAUAAUCACAAUACUAUUGGGGCUCUGUAAUUGACCUGCCUGGUGUUAAGCGAAAAUUUGAUGAGUGAGCUUUGUUUUUUUCUCUGCAGGGAGUCUGUUUUGACGUUCCGGCUGACAAAGUAAAGGAGUACCAGGUAAGUCGAGAGCAGAUACUAUUCCUCUCAACUGUGACGAAUUGGACACAUGUAAAAUGCUUGGUUUAAUGUGAUUCAAAGCUGAGGAGCAUUACAUUUACAUUUACAUUUUAGUCAUUUAGCAGACGCUCUUAACCAGAGCGACUUACAGGAGCAUUUAUCUAAGACCAUUUUCUCAAACUGCAUUUUCAUUGUGUGCAUUUUAAAGAGUAUUUCCCAAGCCUUACUGUCAAGCUCUGCCAGAGUGAUCCUCAAAUUUCACAACACAUGCAAUCCAUCCAUAAUCAAUUUUUUUUUAGUAAAAAACAAAAGGCUUCAUUAAUUAAGGCCACAGUAGAUAAUGUGGUUAAUAACGCAUAGACUCUAUUGUCCUUGCGGUGAUCACUCCAAUCGUCUUCUCCUCAGGAUGCCUGGCAGGACGGCAGACGUUGGCAGCUGUCAAUCGCCACAGAGCUUCCUGAGCUGGAGGAGAAACAGCGCAUGGGUGGUGACGGCGGCGACCGUGGAUACGGACGUUCCUUCGGAGGACGGGGAGGUGGCCGUGGCUUCAGAAAUGGCGGCGGUGGAGGCGGCGGCAACUGGAGAGGUGGAGGCAGUCAUAAACGAAGCUUCAGCAGUGCGUUUGAUUAUUAACCACUAACUUCCCAUUCUCUGGACUGUUGACAUGGCUGUCUGUUUCCUGGUUUUUACUGGUGUUUGGUGGACUGACUGGUACCCGCGCGAAAGGAAAUUCUGCAAAAUAUGUAUGACCUGAUUGCUUUGCAAUAAUGCGUUCAACUAUCUGUACUUGAAUAAGCCCAUUCAUUGGAAUGAGAUGUCUUCAUUAAAGGUGGUCUGAGGAAAUUUAAUUCUAGGUCUGUUCUUUUUUCACCUACUCUAUUUUUAAUCCUAAAAAAAAAAGAAAUUCCUCCUUGGACAUUCAUCCGCUUCAUGUAUCUUGAAGGGCAUUUCCUGAGAUGCUAUGCUAAUACUCUCAAUUUUAGUUAUAAUGAAAACAACAUAUAUAGGCCUAUUGUGUCAAUUAAGUUAAAUAAAAAGCAAACAUUUAAGACAACUCAGUAAUUCUACAGUGCCAGUCUACUUGUUCAGCUUAAUGUGAUGUGUGUGCUAAAUGAUGUAAAUG
This is a messenger RNA of Coregonus sp. 'balchen', 6538 nucleotides long. Lineage: Eukaryota; Metazoa; Chordata; Actinopteri; Salmoniformes; Salmonidae. The record is from the annotation of a GenBank genome assembly.